This is a messenger RNA of Cornus florida, 1866 nucleotides long. RefSeq names its product stellacyanin-like. Bases 1009 to 1545 code for a protein of 178 amino acids. The transcript is spliced from 2 exons. The record is from RefSeq and is a predicted model, not a curated record. Gene Ontology annotation, molecular function: electron transfer activity. Gene Ontology annotation, cellular component: plasma membrane. NCBI's taxonomy places the organism in Eukaryota, Viridiplantae, Streptophyta, Magnoliopsida, Cornales, Cornaceae.
UGACCUUUGGGGUAUUAUUAUAAUGGCAUGAAUUUACUUCAAGUUUUGUAGGGAAACUGACCAAUUUGAUGCUAUAUUUAUCCUUUAUCCAACAAGAGAUUUAGGAACUCGUUGCCGGACAGGGUUAACUCGGACAAUGACUCAAAAGCUGACAAGGAACUUGAUUCAAUAUUUCUAGAUAUACCAAUGUCACAUUUGAAAUGUUCAGAUUUUCUAUCUUUUCUCUUUUUUAUUUCCUUUGACCCUCUGAAAAAACUUGUUUUGCAACCACAUUGUGACUUUUGCAUGAGUUAUGGAUGCUAGCUAAUUUGAUUCAGUAUUUUCAUGCUAAUGUCAUCAUUUGAUUAUUGACUAGGAGGUGCGAAGAUUCAUGAGACUGAAAGGAACUUGAAUUGUUUAUUUUUGGCUGGAAUUUUUAAUUAUUCCUCUUAUUGCAAUUUUGUGUAUAAUACUUGGAUGUAUAUGCAUAUACCUUGUACAGAAAUAAAUGAAAUUCUUCCUCUAUAUAUGUUUUCUCUUCCUCAAAAAGUUUUUACUCUCAAAUUGUCCACCCAUUUAUUCAUUUAUUCAAAUAAAACCCUGUUUAAUUAACUGGUAAGUAGCGUCAUCAUUUGGGAGUGGUGUUAUUGGCACUCUUGUUUUUUAUAAUUUGAGGUAGGGACAACCCCCCCACCUGUACAAUGACCUUUUUUUUUUUUUUACCCCUUUCUGAUUCUGACAUAACUUUACAACUGCCAUAACAGAAAAUUACCGCCAAAAUCCGCGUGGCUGCCAUUCAUGAAAGCCCACAAAUGACUUUCAAAGGAGUAGUUAAGCCUCUCUCCGUAUAUCAACAGAACCACAAGGUCUUCAAGACCUCAAGACUCACAAUAUUUACCCAUCCAUCUAUAUAUACAUGUAUCUAUAUUUGUAAUGUGUGCAGAUUGCAGAGUAAAGGGGUGACCACCCAGUGAACACACACACACAUACACAUGCACAUACACAUACACAUACACAAUCAAAAGGGAGAUGUCUACAAGAAACAAUUUAGUAACACUUUUGGUGGUUGCAGUAGCAACUGCAAUACUGAUACAGAACGCAGGUACAGCAGACACAUACUAUGUGGGAGACAGCUUGGGUUGGCAGGUCCCUCCCGGUGGCGCUGUGGCCUUCACCAACUGGUCUUCCCAAUAUACCUUUGAACUAGGGGACAUUCUAGUGUUCAACUUCACCACCGGGCAACACACCGCGGCCAAAGUUACAAAGGAGGCAUUCGAUGCUUGCAACAUCACAAAUCCUCUCUCUAUUGAAACCAAUGGUCCAGCGAACUUCACUCUUAACGCCACCGGUGAAAACUACUUCAUUUGCACCACAAGCAACCACUGUGCGAUGGGAGGACAGAAGUUAAGCAUCAAUGUGACUUCCCGUGCUGAAUCUCCAUCAGGCAACGACGCUCAGCCUCCUCCUCCUCCUCCUCCUCCACCACCCAGCUCUGCACCACCUACAGCCAUUGCCACCUUCUCUCUCAUCAUCUUCAUGUCCAUUACUGUAGCUUUCUUGUCUUAGUUUUUUACUAAACAGACUUGUCUUCACUAUUACAUACACUGUCCACUUUAUGAACAAUUUAUUUAUGCCUCUUUUUCUUUUUCUUUUUCUUUUUUAUUAUCUUUUAUGUUUAUACUUGUACUGGAAGGGCACAUUAUAUAUAGAUUGAUAUUUGUAUUCAGAUUUAAGUAAAGCAGUUUAUUUCAUCCAUGAUCCAUUAUAGCAUGAGAACCCUUUAUCAUUUUUUCAGACUGGAAUAUUUUGUUUGUUUGUUAUAAGCAUUUUCAAAAGCUUAGUGGACUUUCCCGUUAAUGUUUGAAAAUUGUUUCAUGUCCUUUUGUU